Messenger RNA from Dentiscutata heterogama, 465 nucleotides. The record is from the annotation of a GenBank genome assembly. NCBI's taxonomy places the organism in Eukaryota, Fungi, Glomeromycota, Glomeromycetes, Diversisporales, Gigasporaceae.
AUGAUCCCACGUCAACCAAGAGGAAUAUCUUUUUACGAUGAAUUUGUUCAAACUGUACCACGAAAAAUUAUUACACGAAUGCAAGCUAUUAACUCUACAUUUCUACUUGUGAUUUUCAUACUUUAUAAUGUCUAUGAUAUUAAAGCAGAAAAUAUAUUAAAUGAGGAAAACGCUCAUGGAAAUAAAACAGACCUAAAUGGAAAAUAUGGCUACGAUUCUGGUCUAUUUGUUAGCUAUAUAUCCUUGUUCAUUUUUUCUGUGGAUAUUUGUGCAGUUCUAUGUAAAAGAGUUUAUAGGAUUUUAAGCUUAUGGAUCGUUUAUCAAUAUCAAUAUAAAAAGGGAUUAUUCUUAGCUUGGUUAGAGAAACGAAAAGAAAAAUUAAUGCAACAAAAUAAAAUAGUAAUUAAUAAUAAGAAUAUUAAGGAAGAUGCAACUGAUAAUAUUAAAACAGUUGUAGUCGAAUAA